UCGGCGUACGGACGCGUUUUGUAACCCCGGAAAAGUGAUAUCCCAGUGGCAACCACCACCCACCGCCCGUUUGUGUGCGGUUCGCGUUUCGUUCUUAGCCAGCCGCGUGCGCCAGUGUGUUUGUGUCCGCAAAGUUUAAGACGAGCGAAUUUCCACUUGUUUGCUCGUGCGCUGUCGUGAUCGGCAACGACCGACCGGGAGGAAAAUCUAGUCGGCAAGAAGUGCGUAAUCGCUGGCGAUCGUAUAAGGGAGUGAUGGUGAUGGCGUUUUCGCUGUGUCGGGGUGUUGGCGAUUUUUCCUUUCGUUUGGCGCGGCCAAUAUGAGAGUGCAGUUCAGUGUAGGACCAAGGGUGCGUAGCAGUUUCCGACGAGCCGCGAUCGCGAUCGCUUAGAACUGCUUGCCCCGUUGCUGUUUGAAUUCUAAUUUUCCGCUGCGAAAUUAGCAUAACCGGUCCAGGCCUAUCACAGCUCGAAUGGAAAGAGUUGAUCCAUUUUUUAUUGCAUGCGCGAUCGUCGGCAGUGUAGAAGAAUAAUUUCAUCAGUGUUAUAUUUUCGAUGCUUGUGCAUUUUUGCGUUAUCUGCGCUUAUACAAGAAAUCCUUCAUUAAUUCAGCAAACAAACGCGACAACCACGAUAGAAAACGAGUGUAUAAAGUAGAAACAAAAUUCAAAAAAAUGUAAAAAUUUUCAGAAGAAAACAUCAACCUGGAUGGGAGGAUUGCAGAAAUCCUCGGUGAAGCGAAAAUAAAACGAAGAAAAAAUCGAAGAAAGUGGAAAUUUUACGAUCAAGAAUCCAGAGAGUGCAACAGACCGCCGAAGAAUGCGUGUUUACAGCGCAUGUUUAUCUGGAAUUACUGCGAUAUCAGCCAAUCAGUGAUGUAGUGCAAACAGAUAGGUCACAUAGAACAGCUGGAAUAUGUGAAACAUGAUCUUUGUUCAAUAUACAAAAUUUAUUCGGAAUUGUUAAAUCUAGUGCCUACCAAGCUGUUUGAAUUGUGACACAAAUUGAAUCAAUCGCGUUGAUAUAUGUGAUCCAUUAUCAUGGAGAAAGAAAAGGAAAAGUUGAAAGCCCAUCGAAAACGAUCGUCGGAUUGCAAACGGGAGAAUCUCCCGACCCCUCCACCCGAUCCGACAUUGGGGUUGUGUUCGGGUGCUUCCAUGCCGACGCCUACCGGUGCCGAUAGUUCGAUGGAUUUAUCCGCCGAUAACAGCUUGGAAACGGAUCCAUUCAAAAGACUUUUCACGUACAACGAGCGCGAAAGUCUGUUUUUGAAGCUUUUAUGUGAUAGUGAUACCAGUUCUAGCAUAAACAGGAUACUGCAUUCUCCGGUGGGAAGUGUUGGGGAAGGGGAAUCCAGUGCGGGAACUCCGGCACCGCUGCCAACACUUAAGAUCGAAGGUUCCGAAGCAGCGUUCGAUUCGCCCAACGAAUUCCUCAUGCUGCUCAACCGGACGGGACCUUCGGUUGCGGCGGCUCUGUCUACUAAGGGUGCCCUCGAUCAACUAGACCGGUUACAUGAUCUCAUCAAGCAGUUACUGACGCUUCAGGAGCAGAACAUGCGGAUGCACUGGCAAUUGAAGAACGUGGAGAUGAUUCGCAAACUGAAGCUGAUGCAAAAUUCGAUUAAUAAAGAUCCGGAGGCAUAUUUGGUUAGCACCCAAGACGAUAAUUCCGACAAUGAUUUGCUGGACAGUGAAAUCGAACAUAACUUGGCAUUAUUGGAAACCAUACUCGCAGCUGGGAAUAGUGCCAGUAGCAAACGAAGCGGUUCAAAAAGGGAACGCAGCAAAUCCGUCAUCAACGAUGAGAUCUCCGGGUUCUACCAGAGCAUGAGCAUGAACAGCAGCAAGGAGAGUGGUCGCAACUACCCUCUCCGACGCCAGAGUGCCAUAUCCGACUUCAAGCCAAAGGUGUCCAAGUGGACCAAAGUGAAGGCUGCCUUCAAGUGGGAGAAGACCAGUGCACUGCCCGCGGCCAGCGAGAUCAAAGCUUCCGAAGCGAUGAUGAUUCCUGUGAACAACGAAGUUGCGCGUUACCUCCGAGUGCCGUCGGUGCCUUGCGUGGGUAGUUCCGGCGAUUCGGUAUUCAGCUCCUCUUCGGGUAUUGUCGUUAGCGGAGGGUCUGGACCGGGAACACCGGGGGAUGACAACAGUUUGGCCAGUUCCACCGAAGAUCUCACCGAUAUGGUCGACGAUAGUCGGGGUGCACAAACUGCAAAACGGGAUUCAGUGAAGAGUACGGAUCAUCCUCGGGUCUACGAUGAGGAAGCUCGACGUAGUAAAUCCUUGGAUGGGGAUGCCAUUCUGGAUCCCAUUCGACAAAUGGAUAAGAAUAAGAACAAAUCGGCUUGGAGUAAGGUGAAGGGCAUCGUGAAAAAUCACCGAGGAUCGCUCAAGUCGAACGGAUCGCAACGGCGGAAGUCCAAGUCUUCUAACAGUGUUGGCUGCAGCCGUGAAGCCAGUCCUUGUGAGUCGAUGGAGGCAUGUGAGCUUCAACGCGAACGCUCAGAUUCGUUUUCCUCGAAUCAAACCUCCCCUAGUCAUAGAAAUAAUACUCCCACCCUGCUGGCGCUACCCUCCGGAGACAACAACAGUUGUCCGAACUCACCAUGUGGUUCUCUGCCGGCUACAUUCUCCAGUGAUGAUAACGAAUGGAAACCGUCGGAGAACAAGUUGGGUCGAAGCGGAAGUGGCGACAAGGGAGCUCAAGGUUCCAAAGAUUCUGGCGGAAGUCGUGGCUCUCGUAAGAGCAAACACAUACCUGAGAUUGAGUCUGUACCUGAGGGAGUUCCUAUUGAUACAAAGUUAACCGCCCGUAUUAAGAAAUCUCCUCCGAAGCCACUGACCCUUAGGCAGGAAGCAUUAGAUGUGGAAUCAUUUGGAGAGCAUUCGCUGUCUUCUCCGGGAUCUCAAAAGGAAUAUUCCAAAUCGUCGCCUAAGCGGAAAAGCUACGGAGGUGAUGAAACUUCAGCACCUGAAAGCCCCAGCAAACCCUACGAAUUCUUCGGAGGCGACAUGGAAGACUUCUCAAGUGAGGAAAUCUCCGACCAAAACACUCCUCAUCGGCGCUCCUCACCAAAGACUAAAAAUCUCCUUCGUCAGAGAGAAGAUAUCGAACGCCGCUACAUGGAACUACAGAAGAAACUUCAACGUGAAUUCGAUGCCAAACAGCAAGAGUGGGAACGAUUACGACCCGCCGCCCUGCUACUCACCAACAGUCCAAUUUUCCUCCUAGUUAAUCAAUUCCUGAAGGACGACUCCCCGGCAAGUCCGAAACGCGAUCAACCAUGUCAAAUCGUGGUGGAGGAGAAUCUUUCGCCAGACUUUAAGAAGAAGUUAGAUGAGUGGCGAAUCAAGCAGCAUCAGCCACAUGUGAAGAAAGAUCAACCGCAACCGGGAUCUUCGAAGGAUUCUCCUACAGACCCUAAGAAGAAGCCGGUAACCGAUUGGCAACUGUGGAAAACGGGUCAGGUCAAACUGGAGGGUCAGGGUCUCACUCAAUUACCGAAUGCGAAGGACUUGCCAGAAGAUUUCCAAAAGAAAUUGUCUGAAUGGAAACAGAUGAAGGCAGCCAAUAAGGUUCCGCCCUACAGCACCCAGUGUUCGACGGCGAGUGAAUCGUCUAUGAAGCGGCAGCAAAGCAAGAAACCGACUGUCCCACCAGCUGAAGCGCAUAAGGGCGAAGGGCUUUCCAAGUUGAAGGCGUUGGUCAGUACGGAUCCACCGAAGAAGGAGUUGGUUGUCCAAACAACAAAGGGGUUCAUCAAGUUCGAAGGUAUUUCGCGAAAAUUCACGCGGCGGUUGUUCGAGUGGGAGAAGGCAAAGGGAAUCGGUCCGGAGGCGUCAACGAUUGCGCUGCUACAUCCCGGGUACGCUCCAGUGGUAGUCGAGAAUGCUGGCGAUGCGUUCGAGAAGAAACGCGAAAAAUCACCCGCUCUCGGUCGAUCACUGUCGAUGGACAGCAUUUCUCCGAACCCCUCAGCACCGUCGAUCUCGCAUCAACCAUCCAGUCUAUCACUGAACGAUGCCGAUGAGCUGAAGGAAAGCAACGAAAAGGACUCCGUUUCUAACAGGCGAGUCUCCUCCAACCCGGAAUUGGAACUGUCUGUUGAACGGGAUGAACCACGUGCUGUUCUGGUAGAAGUCGAAGAUGAUAUUCACGAGGUGGCUAACCCCCUGGCAGUUGGUCCGAAGACUGAUCUUUCCGGUGGUCAGAGUAAAACAGAACCUGAUCACGUUUCACGGCCUUCGAGUAACAGCAGCACCCUCUUGAAAGACUCUACCAAAUUACUGAUUCGGUUAAGCGAGCAGGAUUCUGUUGAUCGAGACGAGGUUCGUCGGCUGAAGAUCGUUCUACGGGCAUUGAUUGCGACACUUCCAGAGUUUGUGGAAACCGGUUCUCGUGAUAGUAUUGCAUUUUUCGCCUACAUGAAGGAUCUCGCACAAGACACUCUACGGCACCUGUUUCGGUUCGAAGACGGUUCACUGAAGGGUGCACUGGAGGUUUUGGAAAACGUCCAGUCGAUCAACUCCCAAGUAGCUGAUCUUAAAAAAUCGCUGCAUUCCUAUAUGAAAUACGCUACGGCAGCGGCGCGGAACGAGGAAGAUAUCCCUAAGAUAAGUAUUACGCCGGCUAUGGGAGCGCAAGCUACCAGUUCGAUUCAAAAGUCGAGCGAUAGUCUAAGAAGCAUGGCCACAAUCAACGUUACUCCGACUUUUCUAUGUAACGCGGUUAAGGUCAACAACUUGGAUCUAAGUAUUCCGCAAAAUAGGUACUUCCCGAUGAGCUCGGAAUCGGACCCAGUUCCUCCAACUUCAUCACAUUCUCCGGAUUCUUCUGCGCACAUUUCCGGAAAUAUUGGUGAUGACAAAGAAAGCAAAAAAGUUGCACGUAAUCUGAGUAACGGUUCGAGGAAGAAAACACGCAUCAAACGAAUGGGUUCCAGACAAAAUAGUAAAACUGAGAGUGAUAGCGACGACAGUCCACCAAACUACGUUCUGGAAGUGCCCCGUAAAACGAAGCGUAAGACUAGUCGGGCCAAAAAACCUGCCGAAUCAUCAGAGAAACCAACCUUGGUCCACCCACAACCCGAUGACGUAGUUUACGUUCUGAAAAUCAAACCUGGCCAGAAGGUUGACCAACCAGAGGCACCCGUCGUCCCAUCCUCAUCUGUUAGUGUUACAGAAGAGGUUCUCAUUUCGCCAACAGAGACUUGCGUUGAACUACUGGAGAACCAAGGAAGCUCCAACUCAAUCAAUAACUGCACUGCAAGCAUACUGGUUAAGACCAAACGGAGGAUCUUCACCACCGUGGAAGGAGAACCUGCGGCGAACAAUACUUCAUUAGUGGUUAGUCACGAUGUCGAAUCUUCCAGUACCUCCGAUCGAAACGAGCAAUCGGAACAACCCAAAACAGAUCAGAAGAUCAUAACAAACCUUCCUCCGCUUCCACAAUCUCCCAGUACUCAAAGACGAAUUGAAAAGAAUGCACCAACUAAGGAACUUUCACCCAACAUUCGGUUGAUGAUUGCCAAGUACAAUCAGCGGUUGUCGUCGGAACGAAGUGGCAACUCGCCACACAGUUCUGGCUCAUGUUCGCCGGUGUGGAGAUCUCCUGUUUUGGAUCGGCGGGUUAGGAAGCAAACUGAGAAGUAUCAGGAAACCAUCCAGUUGUCAAAAUCGGCUAGUGCAGGGAGCUUACGGAAGUCUCUCCACCAGUUGGAGCAAGCUCAGAAAGCGCAAAGCCACAAAGGUGAGGAGGAGGGAGAAAGUGUAGUGGACGGAUCUGUGAAGGUUGUGAAAUCGUCCAGCACUGGGAUGAUCAAAAGCAGCAGACGAAACGGCAAUGACAAAGCGGAAGACGAAGAUGAUCAAAGCGAUUCACCAAAGAUGUCGUUUUUGGCAUAUGACAGCUUGAGGCGCAGGGAUACGUUGUCACGCAUCGAAAGAAAAGAGAUGGACGACAGUGGUUCAGGCUCAGGUAAAACCGAUACUUUGAGAAAACAGCGGUUGUACAAAAAACGAACGGAAUCCCCACAGAGUGCAAGUAAAGGAGCAGUUAGGAAGACUGCCAAAGAGAAAUACACUAGAUGUCGUUCUGUUCCCGGCGAGGAGAUGGUUAGCGAACGCAAUCAGGAGGAGAAGAACAUAACGAGAGUUGAUGGUAAACCACCAAGCCCUCGACUGUUGAUGCGUAGAAAAUUAGUGCAGCAUGACUCUCCUCGAUCGGCACCAACAACGCCCAUAGAGGAGCACAAGGGCAUGAUGCCAUUGAGUCAGCGGGCACUAAAGCUGAAAAAAGCUAAGGAGGACUUCCUGCAGUAUUCAGCAGCAGAUCAAAUAGACCAGCGGCAACAGGUGUGGAACAAUAGGAUCAGCCAAAUAAGUACGACUAGUGCAACUAGUGCAGAUGACAAUGCCAUGAUAAUGAAAAGUUCCAGUGCUGGCAUAAUUGAUAGCAGAUCGGCUGAUGCUGACGAUAGUCAGCAGGAAAGUCUGUACGAUUCACUGCCACCAAGCAUAACGAGCACAGCCAGGGUUGUGGGUGAGGAUGAGGCAUCUUCGAGAACUGCCAGUGUUCAUAGCAGCAGGUUUGGGCUGUCGAAUUUGGCCUCAAAACUGAGGAAGGUUAAGUUGAGAAGAAGCAGCAAGGAUCUCAGCCGGAUGCACACCAUAUCGACACUGUGCCGGCAGAGUUUGAUGGUCGAUAUUAGUGGAGAAGCAAUCAAAAUGGGCAGCGCGCAUAAUCUUGGACACGGUCCUAUCGACGGUAGUGGAGGGGAGUCCCUUAAGAAAUCAGGAAGUGUCCAGGCGAUCUGCAAUCGUUUUCGAAAGAGCAACGAACGAAGUGAUGAGCUCAAGAAAAGCAAGAGUUUAGGAUUCUUGGAACCGGACCGCAAAGGAUCCCAGUGACUAUGUGCUUAAAAGCGUGAGCCAUGUCUACAAGCAUAGUAUUACUACAGCGGAUGAGCUAUCUCAACCCUAGAUAAGUAUCUGUCGAUGUAAAUGUACCAAGUACAAUCGGAUGACGAGGCAAAUUGUGCAGUGAGAGUGUAAUUUUCAUAAACCAUUGUGUCGCACAUUAAUUAAACAAUGAAAUUCGGUGCCAAAGAUUCGCAAGAUGCUGUACACAUCUGCUAUCGUAGUUUCGUAGGAUCUGAAUAAAGUCAGAGAGAAUUCGA
Armigeres subalbatus is the source of this 7179-nucleotide messenger RNA. RefSeq lists its product as uncharacterized. The record is from RefSeq and is a predicted model, not a curated record. Bases 1040 to 6910 code for a protein of 1956 amino acids. Lineage: Eukaryota; Metazoa; Arthropoda; Insecta; Diptera; Culicidae. Gene Ontology annotation, molecular function: transcription coactivator activity. The transcript is spliced from 12 exons.